Scatophagus argus is the source of this 4735-nucleotide messenger RNA. Its product is annotated as synaptotagmin-2-like. Bases 438 to 1736 code for a protein of 432 amino acids. Gene Ontology annotation, cellular component: axon; dense core granule; synaptic vesicle membrane. Gene Ontology annotation, biological process: calcium ion-regulated exocytosis of neurotransmitter; synaptic vesicle endocytosis; cellular response to calcium ion. NCBI's taxonomy places the organism in Eukaryota, Metazoa, Chordata, Actinopteri, Scatophagidae. The transcript is spliced from 11 exons. The record is from RefSeq and is a predicted model, not a curated record. Gene Ontology annotation, molecular function: syntaxin binding; calcium-dependent phospholipid binding; calcium ion binding.
CUUCUGGUGCACCACAUAACUGGCCCCCUUCCAAUUAAAGAAGAGAGCUUAUGUUAUUGAAGAGCAGCUCAGCCAAUGAGGAGACAGUGCAGGCGAAGACAGCAGGAAAAAAGCAGCAGAGCGAGUGGGCAAGAGGAAGAAAAAAAAAACUGCAGUGUGUGAGUGUGUGUAGUUUUUAUCCCUCCCUUGAGCAGAUCUUUAUCAAUUUGUGUACUCCAGUCUUGGGGCGCAUUUGAAUGAGUGUCUGUGUGUGUGUUUGGGGUUAGAGUUUACAGGAGGACAGAGUAAAGUGUCUCGGAGACUGUGGACAAGCAGAAGAGCUCGGUGUCCUGAGGAGAGCAACCUGCACAAAAGGGUCUGACAACAUUCUCACACUGUGAUUACCUCCAGCCACUUUUCAAGAUUCAAGAUUUGGCUGGACCGUGUGUGCAGCCUAAAUGCCGAAGUGGAACUUGUUCAGGCAUCAGACAACGCCCAUGGUCGCUGCUAAGCCAACGGGGGCCAGUGAAUUGACCGUGACUCCAGCCCCUGUCGCAUUGGUCUCAGCUGACAACUCCACCGAACCGGUCAACAAGAACGAUGCCUUCGACGAGAUUAAAAACAAGUUCCUGAAUGAAAUCGACAAGAUCCCAUUGCCGUCGUGGGCCAUCAUUGCCAUUGCCGUGGUCGCUGCUUUACUCAUUCUAACAUGCUGCUUCUGCAUCAUCAAGAAAUGCUGUUGCAAGAAGAAGAAGAAUAAGAAGGGCAAGAAGGGGAAGGGCGACAUGGGAAUGAAGAACCUGAAAGGGGGAGAGAAACAACAGGAUGAUGAUGAUGAGGAAGAUGAUGUUGAACCUGGACUGACUGGAGACGAGAAAGAGGAGGAAGUGAAGGAAAAGGAGAAGCUUGGAAAGCUGCAGUACUCCAUUGAUUAUGACUUCCAGGAGAACAAGCUGACUGUGGGAAUCCUGCAAGCAGCUGAUCUCCUCUCCAUGGACAGCGGUGGCACCUCUGACCCCUACGUCAAGGUCUUUGUCCUCCCUGACAAAAAGAAGAAGUUUGACACAAAGGUUCACAAGAAAACGCUCAAUCCUGUCUUCAAUGAGACCUUUAUUUUCAAGAUUCCAUUCCAAGAGAUGGGAGGGAAGACUCUCGUAAUGUCAGUCUAUGACUUUGACCGCUUCUCCAAACAUGACGUUAUUGGAGAGAUUAAAAUACCCAUGAACACCCUUGACCUGGCGAAGCCAAUUGAGGAAUGGAGAGACCUGGACAGUGCAGACCAAGAAGAGCCAGAGAAGCUGGGUGACAUUUGCAUCUCUUUACGUUACGUCCCCACUGCUGGCAAACUUACCAUCUGUAUCCUGGAGGCCAAGAACCUGAAGAAAAUGGACGUGGGUGGACUGUCAGACCCCUAUGUGAAAAUAAACCUGCUGCAGAACGGAAAGAGGCUGAAGAAGAAGAAGACGACAGUGAAGAAGAACACUUUGAAUCCGUACUACAAUGAGUCCUUCAGCUUUGAGAUUCCUCUUGAGCAAAUGCAGAAAAUCCAAGCUGUGAUCACAGUGCUGGAUUAUGACAAGAUUGGAAAGAACGAUGCCAUUGGGAAGAUCUUGGUGGGAAGCAAGGCCACAGGGGCCGGACUGAAACACUGGUCCGACAUGCUGGCCAACCCCCGUCGCCCCAUCGCCCAGUGGCAUCCACUGCAGCCAGAGGAGGAGGUGGAUGCUGCCGUCGCAGCCAUAACUGCUAAGAAGUAAACUGGCACCAAAACACAUGGUCCCCACCUCCACCUGCCUACCUACCCAUGCAUUUCCCAGCAUUUCCCCAGGUCCCACAUAUCAGUGUAUAUUCCAAAAGAACACCCUAACUGUACAUCUGCUCCCUCCACCACACUCCUCUCCUGUCCUGCCCCACCCCCUUCAAAAAGACCCAUCCAUUCAACAUGAUGGUAAAUAUAGUUUAAAAAAAAAAGCAUCAUGUUAUAUGAAUUCAUGUCAUUGAAAAAAAGAAGACAAGUCACAAGAUGGACAGAUACUCCGUUGAUUUCCUUUAGAUCUAUUUUUGUAUUGGGGUUGUGGUUCCAUUAAUAAGUAUACAGAGUAGACUAUGAGGAACAGUAAGAGUGCUAUAUGGAAAUCUGAUUAUAAUGGGGAGAAAACUUAUACUCACUCAUAUUGUACUUCUCACCCUUUCCCUUUAGUGACACAGUUUGCUUAGAGUAGUGCUUAAUAAUAAAAUGCUUUAUACUGCCAUACGAUAGAGAAAUAACACAAGCAGGUCCAUUCCUUAGGUGUACUGUGCACCAUGUUCCACACCUGCAAGUUAUCAUACUAGAUGAUUCUGUUAGUUUGAAGUACAUUCCUAGAGUUGGGUAGCGAGUAGGGAUAGGCACAUAUCCAGUUACCCGCAGACACACUGCCUUUUUGAUUAGUUAACCUUCCUCCCAUCGUCUCAGGAAAACUGAGAGGUAACUGAAACUCCAUGCCUUUUUUUCUAAACGGGUUGUUAUUAUUCAAACACUCCACUCGAUGAGAAAGAAACAUUGGAUUCAACAGCUUGUUUGUUUUUUUUCAGUGAUGUAAGGCUCACGACUAGUUUCGCUUAGUCCAUGAAAUGGUGUGUCAGGGAACAGGGAGUGAUGGAUUUUCAGUGAAAAAAAAAGAAAGCGUGUUUAUGUUUUUUGUGGCUGUGCAAAAAAGCUGCAUCUGCCAUCUGUACAACAAAAAGCAAGGAUAUAUCGGAGCGGGUACAACAGAGACUGAUUUCAACCAUCAAUGACAUGAUGCUUACAAGGUGUCGAUUACUGCCUGCAGUCUACCACCUCCCCUCCCAACGCCUCUGAUUCUGUAUCUCACUUGUUCAGUGCUACUGCCAUUAGUCAUGGACUUGACACAAGGGUUUUACUUCAAAGGAAUCCCUAUAACCGUCUUACAGUCAUAAAGGAGACAAGCCUUCAAAGUAACAAAAUAAGCAAUUUUCAACUUACCAGGGACGCCUUCCAGUUAGCGGUGUUGUUCUCUUCAUUUCUGUCUUUGUGUAUUUUCUUCCUCAUUUUAGUUUUAUUUAUGCAGUUCUAUUUUAUUUCACUUUUGUUCCUCAAGCACUUUAAAUCCAAAUGUUAUGUUUAAGUACCCUCACAAAACAGAGCUUUAAUUAUUUAUGUUAGGAAUAAUUGCUGAGUUCAUUAUGUAAGCAGUUUUUUUUUGUUGUUUGUCAGCUUUUUGUGUAUGUGUUUGAAAAUUACAUUUCUCACUUGAUUGCAAGGAUAUGGUCUGGAAGAAGGCACUGAUCCAUGUGUAUUUUAUACACAGCUUACCAAACUGUUGAAUUUAAUUGCACUACUGGGUAUUACUCUGUUCUGUGGUAAUUUGACACUGUUCUUUGAUCUGUGUGGGUAUUUUUUUUCUCGAUAAAAUGUCGUGAGAUUGAAUUUUUCUGUGGCACAUGUGGCAUGCCAGACAGGUCCCCCUCACAUAAAUGGACUCUACUGACAAGAAAAGAGGCACGUUUCAAUCUACUCUUGCUCCCUGGCUCCUUCACCAAAUGAAACUGGUUCAGUAUCUGUAAAUUCAUAUUCUGUUGAAGAUCAAAUUUGAGGACAAAUUUUGUCUUGAGACAAAAUCCAAACUCGUCAGCCCUGAAUAAAUUGGCAAAAGCCUAGUUGUUAAUUAAAAUCCUCAUAUGCACCAGGUACUUGGGUCCCUGUAAUUAAAAGAAGUUCAAGAAAAUGCAAAGUCAGUGUAAUUCAAAUUUAAACAGUGCUAAAACUUUUUGGAAAUUUAAUGAAUGUUGGCUCCUUAUCUCUGUUUCUCUGUUAGAAAUUAUAGACCAUGUUCAAAUUUUUGUUUCUCAUCUCAUAGUCUUUUUUUUUUUUCUGAAGCAGCACUAAAGAAAAGGCAACAUGGAAGCAAUCAAGCAACCCAUUGGUGUGUAGUUUUGCCUAUAUAAAUAGUUCAUACACGCUGAUACUGCAUGUUUAUACAAAAUACUGUACAUAAGAGCAUGUUUUAGAGACCAAGCAAAAAUAUCUCGUGUACGUAAAUGGGUGUCAUUUGUCAUUUUAAUAACACAAUGAAGGGAAAAAAAAGAUGCACUGUAUAUUUUCUAAAUGAAACAAAUGUGUAUUUAUUUUCCAUGAGGGUCAUUGGAGAGAAUGUCAUACAAAUAUUAGAGUACUAUUACUAAUAAGAACCUUUCCACGCCUGAACUUCUUAAGCAAGUGUGUCGUCCAGUACUGUGUGUGAGUUCAUGUAGGAUGAAAAUGUAGCCGCAUGCUUGCUAUCUUCCUUGUGAUCCAAGUUUUUGAUUUGAAAUCAUUUUAUCUGCCAUACAGUUGGUUUCAGCACUUAUCUGAAGGCCAAUCUUUGUCUUGUUUCUGAAUUUUAAUGCUAUUUCUUUUUUUUUUUAUUUUAUUUUGUAAAGAAAAAAAUUUUCAACAUUUGGGAUGGGGAUGGGGGGGGUCUCCAAAUCUAUACUAUGAAUAUUUUCUAGCAACAGUUUGGAGACUUGUUAUUCUGAAAUAACUCGUUAGAAUAAUAUUGUAAAACGUAGGUGAGAUGUUGGAGUUGUUAUUUGUGCCAGUGCUGACCCAGAACAAAGUCUGUUGGAUCCUAUCUUUGUAUGAAAUGCAUUUCCAGGGGCCAAAAGAUGAAUAAUCCCAUUCCUCCGAACACAAAUGACUUGGAAUCCCUUCUUCUCUCUUUCUUUCCUUGGAUGUUUUUAUUUUCCACUUCUACUUAAAUGACCUGAAAUCCUU